UUAUUUUUUAUACCACUCGUAUGGUUUUAUAAUGAUUUUUAUUUUUAGCGUAGUUAAGCCAUAUGAAAUGACACUUACUCUAAAUAGUUACUUGUAUAUAAUAGCUUUAAGUGUAUUUACUCAGCAUACAUUACAACACUUCAUACCUCCCCCAUCGCCGUGUCUAUUGGCACAAUUCUGUAAUCACACUGGUAUUCCACUCUGUGGCAAACAAAAAGAAGAAAAGCGAAAAUUCAUAGACGAUUGUGACAUGUUCGAAUUUAAUUGUGAUUAUCAUAAAGAAUUCAAAAAAGUUGCUGACGAAUUCUGUGAAAUAAUACCUGAAACUAGCUCAACUUCAAGCACAUACGAUACAACAACGAUGACGUCUCAAAGUUUAACUCCCAUUAAUAGUUCACUUAUAACAGAAAGAAUAUCUAGUACUAUUUCUAGUUCAACCGAAAGCACAACGCCGACCACUAUACCCAGUACAACAGAAAGUAUGUCUAGAACAACCGAAAGCCCAACACCGGCCACUAUUCCCAGUACAACAGAAAGUAUGUCUAGUUCAAUCGAAAGCACAACACCGACCACUAUUCCCAGUACAACAGAAAGUAUGUCUAGUUCAACAGAAAACCCAACAACGACCACUAUUCCCAGUGCAACAGAAAGCAUGGCUAGUUCAACCGACAGCAUAACGCCGACCACUAUUCAUAUUGCAACAGAAAGUACGACUUCUAGCAGAUCUGAAAGUACCACAGUUCAAAACAAUACUGAAGUCAUAUCUGCCACUGUAAUAACAGAAAGUAAUCAAGGCGAUAUGCAAGUGACGGCAAAUUAUACAUGUACAUCAGGUUUGACCACAUUAGCUACAGAAAACUCUUCUGUAGUUACUUCAACAAUACCAGUUUUAACUCAAACUGAAACAUCAUCUGCCCAAGCAAAAACGAAUUCAACAAUCAUGACCACACGUUCUACGUUUUCUGUUACAUGUAAUAUGUAUCCUAAAGACUGCGAGAGACCAGUUACAUGGGAAACAACAUCUAAAGGAGAGACUCGAGAUUUCUAUCAAAUACUCAGAGCUAAAUACGGAAAUCGCGUUAAACUUUUAAGAGCUACUACACACUGGCCAACCGGUGUUGUUUAUAGAUUUAAUGAGGAAAAUUUUCGAUUUGGUCGACAUAAUGAGAGUUAAGGCUUUCUGAAGACGUAAUAGGCCCUUGGACCAUAAUGUAGGUUAAUAGACUGAAGUGCACUACGUACGGUUUGAGCCAAGUUUACAAUUGGGCUUGGCUAACGGCCAGGUUUUAGUGGAACUGACUUUAGGGUUAUUCAUCUGUUUGUGUAUCAAGCGUUCAGACAAAGACGUACUUAGGGGCUGUGACUUUUUUAUCGCGUCUGGCUUCUAUUCUGUUUACGACAUCGUAUCCAAUUAUGGCUUUAUUAGAUCUUAAACUAAAGGUGAUUUGAAGAACUUACAGUUUAACAUUUAAAAACUGCAACAUUUUGAUAAAUUAUUUGAUGGAAUUUAUGACACGUUACAUGGUGCAGAAAUUUGGUUUCAUUUUAAAUAUCUAUAUCUUACCAUUUAAAAUGAAACCAUUAUUCUGUAUACAAGGUUCACCCAAGGAUGGCACAUUGUUUAUUUAUCUGAUGUUAUUUAAAAUAAUGUAUAAUUAUAACCAGUACAUUUUUGUGAUUUACGAUAAGAUUGGAAAAAUAUCAUUAAAUAUGUAAUAUAAACUUCAAAGAAUUAUUUCGUAGUUAAUAGUUACACACGUUUGACGUUCGUUGACCUCGACGUUAAUCGAAUAUUGCAAUGAACUUGGCCCCGAGCGAACGCAAUCGUUAAGUUUCUACGUCUCGGGAACUAUUGAUUUUGUGUCUUUUCGAGUCGCUUUUGGUUUUUGUUAGUGUUAUAUAAUAUAUUAUCGUUUCAAACUAGAAAUACAUUUUGAUGUAUAGAAUAUUUAAUUUUACUCGAUAUAAUUUUUAUAUGUCCACUCAUCGUAAUUCUUUUUACGAUGCCUAUGUUUUACAAAACAUGCCUAUGUUUUUUGUCAAAUUGUCUUCGACUUUAUCAAGUUUUUAUUAAAGUUAUGUAGUAUUGUGCAGAAAUUUAAAUGUUUAGUAAUUAAGCAUUGAGUUUGACUCAUCAACUUAGUGUCAAUUAUAAUAUCAAAGGUAAAAGUCUUAACUAAAACUUGUCAUAGUCAUAAAGUAUACAUUUGCUUAAUGUAAUGUUAUUACUUUGUGUACCCUACAUCAAUAUAAGGUUAAUCUUUUUAAUUACACUUACUGGAUUGCGACAUA
Molecule: messenger RNA, 2292 nt
Organism: Pieris brassicae (large cabbage white)
Lineage: Eukaryota; Metazoa; Arthropoda; Insecta; Lepidoptera; Pieridae
Product: cell wall protein DAN4-like
Exons: 3
Coding region: 32-1174 (380 amino acids)
Source: RefSeq, a predicted model, not a curated record